Messenger RNA from Trichoderma gamsii, 1425 nucleotides. RefSeq lists its product as hypothetical. NCBI's taxonomy places the organism in Eukaryota, Fungi, Ascomycota, Sordariomycetes, Hypocreales, Hypocreaceae. The record is from RefSeq and is a predicted model, not a curated record. The transcript has 2 exons. Gene Ontology annotation, biological process: lipid metabolic process. Gene Ontology annotation, molecular function: oxidoreductase activity. Bases 1 to 1425 code for a protein of 474 amino acids.
AUGGCCUCCACCGCCAUGCCUCUGCCUGUCAAGGCCUCGCUGCGGCGCAACAUCACCGACUCGACCGAGUCCUCUGCGGCCGUCUCGCCCAUGGACUCGCCCAGACCCUCUGCCUCGUCUACCUCGCUCUCGUCCAUGUCCUCGGUUGAUGUCAACGCCGCCAAGCCCAACUUUGGCCGCAUGGUCGACACCUACGGCAACGAGUUCACGGUGCCCGACUUCACCAUCAAGGACAUCCGCGACGCCAUCCCCAAGCACUGCUUCCAGCGAUCCGCGCUCAAGGGCUACUACUACAUCCUGCGCGACAUGGCCUGCCUGGCCACCACCUUCUACGUCUUCCACAACUAUGUCACGCCUGAGCUAAUCCCCUCCACGCCCGUCCGCGCGGGGCUCUGGGCGCUGUACACGGUCCUGCAGGGCCUGUUCGGCACCGGCCUCUGGGUCAUUGCCCACGAGUGCGGCCACGGCGCCUUCUCCGACUCCAAGACGCUCAACGACUUCACCGGCUGGGUGCUGCACUCGGCGCUGCUGGUGCCCUUCUUCAGCUGGCAAAUCUCCCACCGCAAGCACCACGCCGCCACCGGCAACAUGGAGCGCGACAUGGUCUUUGUGCCUCGAACCCGCGAGGAGCAGGCCACCCGUCUCGGCAAGCUGGUCCACGAGCUGUCGGAGCUCGCCGAGGACGCGCCCGCCUACACGCUCUUCAUGCUGGUCAUGCAGCAGCUCAUCGGAUGGCCCAACUACCUGCUGACCAACGUCACCGGCCACAACUACCACGAGCGCCAGCGCGAGGGCCGCGGCAAGGGCAAGCACAACGGCGCGGGCGGCGGCGUCAACCACUUCAACCCCUUCAGCCCGCUGUAUGAGCACCGCGAUGCCCUGCUCAUCGUCUACAGCGACAUUGGCCUCGCCCUGGCCGGCACCGCGCUCUACUACCUCGGCAGCACCUUUGGCUGGUCCAACCUGGCCGUCUGGUACUUUAUCCCGUACCUCUGGGUCAACCACUGGCUCGUUGCCAUCACCUUCCUCCAGCACACCGACCCGACCCUCCCCCACUACACCGGCGAGCAGUGGAACUUUGUCCGCGGCGCUGCUGCCACCAUCGAUCGCGAGAUGGGCUUCGUCGGCCGCCAGCUGCUGCACGGCAUCGUCGAGACCCACGUGCUGCACCACUACGUGGCCACCAUCCCCUUCUACAACGCCGACGAGGCCUCCGAUGCCAUCCGUCCCGUCAUGGGCAAGCACUACCGCUCCGACACAAAGGACGGCGCCCUGGGCUUCAUCCGCGCCAUGUACCGCAGCGCUCGCAUGUGCCAGUGGGUUGAGCCCAGCAAGGACGCCGAGGACGCCGGCAAGGGCGUGCUCUUCUUCCGCAACCGCAACGGUCUGGGAACCAAGCCCCUGGUGAUGCCCAAGCCCGAGUAA